Molecule: messenger RNA, 4415 nt
Organism: Lates calcarifer (barramundi perch)
Lineage: Eukaryota; Metazoa; Chordata; Actinopteri; Centropomidae
Product: DENN domain-containing protein 2A
Exons: 20
Coding region: 442-3651 (1069 amino acids)
Biological process (GO): retrograde transport, endosome to Golgi
Cellular component (GO): actin cytoskeleton
Source: RefSeq, a predicted model, not a curated record
UCUUUGAACGUGUUUGAAGGCGCUUUGAAGGUUCAUUACAACAGUUUUGAGGGAGAUGACCAGCAGAUAGAGACUUACAUAAAGAGAAACAGGGAGAGAGAGAGAGAGAGAGGGAGAGAGAGAGGGAGGAAGUCAUAUUCAGGGUGAGUGGAGGAGAGAGAGUGAAUGAAAGUUGAAGUUUGGAGAAGAGCCUGGGAGAGGAGUGCAUGUACAGUAGUCUGAGGUGAGACUCUUAUGUCUCUGUUCUCGCUCAAUGAAACAUCUGAAGACUCACCUCAAGACUUAAAUCAAGUUAGAAAACUUAUCUGGACAUACAGCACCACCGCUGUGGUUUGGAUGUUAUUCCAAUGGAUACUGUAAUAGCAACGUCUCUGGCAAUAUGCUCCCAUUUAACCAGUGAGCACAUGGAAACUGUACAACAGAAGGAGGUGUACAGUGAUCAUGGAGGCCACUGAGAGAAUGAAAACAAAACAAGACUGCAUCUACUCCACUGUCAACAGGCUAAAGAAGGGCUAUCUUGGUGGGAGUUGUGGUUUCCAUACUGCUUCACUGGAAAACAAGGAAGCUGGGCAAAGAAGAGAGGUUGCACCUAAACUUCCCUUCACCCCAUUAGACAACCUGUGCAAUCAGAGGGAAGAAUCGCCCAUGAUGGCUCACAGGAGACCAAACUUUGACCCUCAUGGCAAUGAGAGCACUCUCUUAAUAGGAAACAAGCUCCCAAAAUCCAAUGGAGGCAACAUUAAGGACAAAAUUUCUCUGUGGGAGGGAAAGGAGCCCACCCAUUCACCCAUUACCUCAGGUUCUUCGGGCCAGUGCACUACUGUAAAAAGGACAGAAUCACUGACCAAAAGCAACAAUAAAACUACUGAUGAGCUGAGUGCAGAGAGUUGCAGGAGAGUAACCCAUAAAGAAAAGGAAAAUCUCGGGACAGAGACAGUAGGAAAACUGGGGGAUUCAAGGCCUUGUUCGCCUGUUGAAACUGGGAAACAGCUGAGAGGGACACUAAAGAGCAGUAAGCCCAUUGAAAACAGAAAAGAAGAGGAUUGUAAAAGAGUGGUUCACAAAGAAAAGCAAGACCAUGAGAAGGAGAAUGUAGAAAAGCCUGGAGAUUCAAGGCCGUGUUCACCUACGGUGGCCAUGCAGCAGCAGGUGGGGAUUCUGAGGAAAAGCAAUGACAAGAAAGCAGCAGAACAAACCAGCCAGGAGAAGAGAGCAGUAUUCACUCUCUUUAAAAAGCUGGAGGCUAUGGGGGAGAAUCAUGGGAAAACGCCUCCAGAGCUUGGAAAUUACUUCAGCCCACCGAGUAAGGACAAACAGGUAGAGGUGAAGAGGAAAGAAUCUGAAGAUAUCAGUCAGAGUGAUUCAGUACAGUCCUCUGGAGCCAAGGGAGGGAAGCAGCACCAGGAGAACGUCUACACAGAGCCAGCAACGAUCCCGAUCAACCCGGUCCCCAAACCCAGACGUACCUUCCAGCAUCCAGCUGUUGCCCCCAUGGGGAAGAGUCAGAGGCAAGGGAGAGGACAGAGGAAUCUCCCUCCACUGCCCUCCUACUCCUCAAGACCUUCCUCAAAACUUCCGCCUGGUGUCCACGGGAGACCCAGGGGCGAGAGAGUUCGAGACAGCAUCAGCAGGAAAUCCUUUGAGUUCGAAGACCUUGCAGAGUCCACAAGCCCGCUGUUGUCUCGUUCGCUAUCUCAGGAACAUCACUAUGAAGACAUCCUGGAUUCACCCAAGGAGAAUCCAUAUGAGGACAUAGAGUUGGAGAGUCAGUGCUCCCAGCAGUCCCUGCCCUCUUCUCCUGGAGCUGAUACUGCCAAGGCCUCGAGGCCUGGCUUCUUCAGGCAGAAUUCGGGAAGGAGUUUUAAGCUGCUAGACCUGCGGAGAACCAACCAGCAGUCCCACAGUGCCAGCAGUGGGGGCAUUUCAUCUCCACCCCAGCUCAGCCGUCCCUCCACCCCAACUAGUCCUGAACAGACUUCCUGGCUGCCCGGGGAUCCCUAUAGCCGCACCUGCCGCAGGAUACCAACGGUUGUGCUGAAAAUCAACAGCGUCUUUGAAGCUCGAAUCAGAAAGAAACAUCUUCGACGGAUCUACCAUUAUGCUGAGACAAGCUCAGGAAGAGUAACAGAUGAGAACAGUGACUCUGAGAGUGAAGUUGAAGAAAGAGCAAAAGCUCACCGUCAGCGCCUCUCGUCAGUUAAGUCCAUACUGAGCCAGCCAAGCCAGGCCCAGGUCCACUACAAUGGUACCAGUAACAGAAACAGCUCUCUGGAACAGGAGCGCCACCAGCGCAAACUUUUUGAAUACUUCCUGGUCGUGUCGCUGCAGAAAUCGAAGACUGGUGCCCACUAUCUGCCGGAGGUCACACAGCAGUUCCCCCCUAAGUUGGAGCGAAGCUUCAAGUUCAUGAGGGAGACGGAGGAUCAGCUGAGGAUCAUUCCUCAGUUCUGUUUCCCUGAUGCUAAAGACUGGGAGUCCGUAGAGAGCUACCCGAGUGAGAUGUUCUCCUUUGUUUUGACUGGAGAGGACGGGAGCAGGAGGUUUGGAUACUGCCGGCGUUUACUGCCCAGUGGAAAAGGCAAACGUCUACCAGAGGUCUAUUGUAUCGUCAGUCACCUUGGCUGUUUCAACUUGUUCUCCAAGGUGUUGGAUGAGGUGGAGAGGCGGAGGGCUCUGUCUCCAGCCUUGGUACAACCCUUCAUGAGAGCCAUCAUGGAGGCCCAGUUUCCAGCUCCAGGCAGAACCAUCACCAUCAAAACUUUCCUCCCUGGCUCAGGCACUGAGAUGAUGGAGCUCUGCCGACCCUCUGACUCCCGCCUGGAGCAUGUGGACUUUGAAUGUCUCUUCUCCUGUUUGAGCCUGCGGCUGCUGCUCCGGGUGUUCGGCUCUCUGCUGCUUGAGCGAAGGGUCAUCUUCACUGCCGACAAACUCAGUACUCUCUCCCAGUGCUGCCAUGCGGUGGUGGCACUACUUUAUCCCUUCGUAUGGCAGCACACUUACAUCCCUGUGCUGCCCUCGGCGAUGCUCGACAUCGUCUGCACCCCGACCCCGUUCAUCGUCGGCCUGCUGUCCAGCUCCCUGCCCCAGCUCAAUGAACUGCCCCUGGAGGAGGUUCUGGUUGUGGAUCUAGGAAACAGUCGAUUUCUCAGACAGUUGGAUGACGAGGACUCCAUCCUACCCCCCAAGCUUCAAUCAGCCCUGGAGAAUGUUCUAGAGAGGAGAAGAGAGCUUGCUAAUGAGAGAGGGGGAGACACACCCAGUGACUCUGGACAUCUCAGCACCGUUGUGUCCGAGGCCUUUGUCCGUUUCUUCGUGGAGCUGGUAGGCCACUACCCUCUCUUCAUCAUCGGCGAACGGGAAGACGGCUACUCCUCCUCGUCCUCCUCCCCGGUCCCCUGCUCCUUCCAGUGGGAGGGUUUCCGUAAAGCGAUCCCAUCUAAGACCGUGCGGCGCUUCCUGGAGGUCUUCAUGGAGACCCAGAUGUUUGGUUGGUUCAUCCAGGAGAGGGAACUCCACAGGCAGGCACUGAGAGGACUGUUUGAAGUGAGGGUGCAGGAGUACCUAGACUCAAUCCAUGAGAACGAACAUCGAAGGGUUAACAGGUUUCUCAAAGGUUUGGGAAACAAAAUGAAAUUUCUCUCCAAGAAAUAAUGCAGCUAUAAUUGCAAAAAAGCACAGAAGCACCGAAACAAGAAAAGACUUCAAGGACUGCAGAAAUCUGACAAAAGAAAUUCUCAUUUGAGUGCUUUUACAGAGACACUUAUCGAAGCCAUCCUCAUCUGUGUCAAUGAGUGACACUUAGGGUUUUGUUCUAGAACUCAAGUGUGGCUGUUGUGAAUCACAAAUUGUUCCAACCAAAGGAAAAUGCUGCUGUAUUUCACAUAAAGGAAGGAGCUGGGAACAGAAAUAUUCCUGAGGUUUGUGGUUGGUUCUUUUUUUAUAUGAUACUCUUCAGACAACAGCAUUCAUAAAUCACAGCUAGCACAGUGUACAACGUUAAAAUCAUGUUGGUGUUAAGAUUAUUGCUGUAGGCUACAUAUGGCUGAUAGUUAAUUAAAGGGAAAACCUGAAUAAAUUAGUGAAGAAAACAUAUUGAAUCCAGAUGCUUCUAUACAGGGCACAAGAUGCCACUGAAUGGUGGCAUUGUGAAUCAUGUCACCGUUUGUAUGCACUGUAUAUGUACACGUAUAAACUGACUUGAAUGUUCAUGGUUGUGGUAUUUUCUACAGCCACCAGGGGGCAGUAGUAUAUUUUCUCUGAUUAUAUGAGCUUGAUAGUGACAGUGACAAAUCAAUGACACCAACCUGUUCUCCUGCUCUUUAAUGUUUCUGUUUUCUUUUACUCAUAACAGUGACAACAUCACAAAUCCUUUGACUCUGACAAGUGAAUAAAUAUUCUUUGUUUGCUGUUUUGAA